AUGGCGCGAAAAACGACGCAAACUCGGUACAUAAGGGCUAUGGAUCACAGCCUUCUCUGUCUCGUGCUGUUGGCCCUGCUGGGUCUAGCUAAUAGUCAAGGUUAUCUAAGCACAUGUGCAAGGAUGGAUGUACCAAUCCUUGACAAGGUUGCAAGAGCAGCUUGCAUAGCAUCGUGCAGUAUACAGAAUUGUGGAACUGGAUACUGUCAGGUUAGAAGAGGACGCAAGACAUGUGUUUGUUACCGAUGUGCCAAUGGCGGAAACGUUCCGCUAGAUGAUUUGAUUGGCAAAAAAGGAAAAUAG
Strongylus vulgaris is the source of this 303-nucleotide messenger RNA. The record is from the annotation of a GenBank genome assembly. NCBI's taxonomy places the organism in Eukaryota, Metazoa, Nematoda, Chromadorea, Rhabditida, Strongylidae.